Molecule: messenger RNA, 8359 nt
Organism: Fusarium redolens
Lineage: Eukaryota; Fungi; Ascomycota; Sordariomycetes; Hypocreales; Nectriaceae
Product: Mus7/MMS22 family-domain-containing protein
Exons: 4
Coding region: 176-8305 (2709 amino acids)
Biological process (GO): replication fork processing; double-strand break repair via homologous recombination
Cellular component (GO): Cul8-RING ubiquitin ligase complex; nucleus
Source: RefSeq, a predicted model, not a curated record
CUGGUUUCCUCGACCGCGUUCCCCGCCACGCCCCGGCCAUGAAAUCAAUUAAAGAGUUACGUACCUGCCGAACCGUGAACACCACUCUCAGUCAUGAUAUUUCCAACCCCAUCUCUUUACUGAUUUAAUAAGUCAUAUUGAAGGAAAACCUCAGAACUCCGACCCGACAUCAUGCAUGCGACAAGAUAAUGUCAUAUGGACAAUGAGCAACUGGAAGGAACUGGGAGAAGUCCCUGAUUCUGAGGAAGAAGAUGGAUUCGAGAGCCAAGAACUACCAUCAUUACCAACGAUCACGCAGACGAAUAAGACCACCAGCGAACAAACCAACAAUCGGGAAGAUGAUAUAGCCAGCCAUGAGGAGAAGGAUGAAGAUCACGACAUCUGGGAUGUUCCCAAUUCCUCACAAGAGCCUGCGCACCCUGGUCUUUCAACAAAGACGCCUACUCGAAUACCGGAAGUAACGCCAAAGCAACCUGAAAGAAGCGACUUUCCCUCUGAUUUUUAUGAUAUCCCAUCAUCAUCGCCUCUGUCAUCAAUACACUCUGAUGCAGAUUUACCUGAUAUCGACAACUUUGACCUUCAACAACCGAGUGUUACGACCGAGCCUACGCCGUCGAAUGAAGCACAGCAAAACGCCAUUGCCAGCAAUGGAAUACCGAAUGUAGUGAUUGAACGAUCAUCACCUCCUCCAGCUCCAGAAUUCGAAAACAGCCGGAAUGUUGCGCAUCCAUCCUCAUCGCUAGUCCUCGGAGAUGACCAUGCGACAUCCAUACCCAGUCAAAUUCUGGGUACUAUUGCCGAGGAUCAGGCUGCGCAACAGAUUGCUAUUCGUUACGAACGGUCAUUUCGCCCGAGAAAGCCGAUCCAAGAGCGACCUUAUGCUAUUGAACUGUCCCGCUACUCCAAGACACUCAAGAGCCAUGGCGUUCGGCCAAUCAGACUUGCAAUGGAAGGAGAAAAGCGACGUCGACAACAGGCUGAGCAAGAUUCUUCGCAGGAUAGGGACUUUGAAGAUGAUAGCCAAGGCUCAAAUAUACCGGACAUAUCUGAUGAAAGCCAAUUGCAGGGUGUGGAGAACUUUUUCGACGGCUUGGACACACUCGAUCUGCUCUCACCUUCACCACCAAAGACGUCGCCAAUGAACGAUCGUGCUGGGCCCAGUAGUCAGGCAAGCUCGACAGGCGAUACGGAAAACACGAGCAUGGCUGGUGAUGAUCUUCCAGCUUUGCAAGAAUUACUGAGACAACCGACUACCACGACAUCGAGACAGUCUGGCAAACGAAAAUCGUCCCCGUCUCGGUCUUCCACACGGAAGCGUAAGAGAUACGAUAUUGUUGAUAGCGAUCCUCUUGAACCUGCAUCUGCUUUCAGACUUGCGCCCGGGACAACAGACUCACCUGCCGCAGCACGCAGUUCAAGACGAAACGCUGAUGACGAGAAGCCGCAACAUGAGCCUUCGGAAUCUCAAUUAGUGCCAGCCAAACAAACCGAGCCAUUUAUCAGGUUGACACAGCGACCCGCUAUCCUUAAUGUGAGUGACUCCGAGGAUGAACUCGCUGGCCCUACCACCACCCAGCAACUAGACCACGAAGAUGUUGCAUCUCAAUCUGAAUCUGAGUCAGGCUCUGAGAGUGGCUCUGAGAUUGUCAACACGGUUGGCCGUCGCAUAAGAGGAGUCCUCCCUGCAUCUUGGCUGCGGCUAGACCAGCAAGCUGGUCACAAGAAGCCCCUGAAAGACAUUCAUAAGCGAGCUGUUGCUUUUUCGCCCGAACGAGAAAUAAGACGAGGUGUAGCACAGAGGCGUAUCGUCUCGUCAAAUUCUGUCGCAAAUAUUGAGAUGUUCUUUGAAGACUCUGAUGAUGAUUCGCCCACACCUGCCUCAGCCCUGCGACAGGAAACAACUGACGAUGUAUUUCACAACCAAACUCGUUUGACUAUUGAAGAUGGGCCUAUGUCCGUUGCAGAAAUUCUGUCUGAUGAUGAAGGAUCUGUGGUCGAGGAUAACGCUAUUGACCCUAUGCUUGCUGGACGGAAACGACAAUUGAAGCUUUCGGACUCUUUUCGUGGUCCAGCAAAGCGACACAAAGGCUCCGAUGCUCAACGAAAACAAGCAGCACCCAAGGGACCCCAUCAGCCCAGAAUUACUAGCAUGCUUGCUGGGACUCGGGGCGCUUCUGUGCCUGCACCUGAGCUUGUCAAGAAAAAGUACCGUCAUCCUACAUUGAAACGCAAGUCCAAUGGAAAGAAACGGUCAACCAAGAACACCACCAACAGGUCAUAUACACCACCCCGAUUAAGUAUUCUCGACAUUGUUGAAGCAGACGCACCAAGGUUCCUCAAAAUUGCUGCGAGGUCCGCUACCCGGCGCCAAGAUAUGGGUAGGAGUAGUCCCGGUAGAAAGUUCAUCAAACUUGCUACCAGAGAGGACCAUAUUGAUGCGACAUCUGUCUUAAAUAACUGGAGGGUCGGUUCGAUCCCCCAACGCCAGUCAGUCACUGCUGCUCGAAAAGCCAAGAAAGGGACAUCCAAGCCGGGUCCUAAGCACAGGGAGACUAAGCAACCCCUACGCGAAAUAUCUGGAAAUGGCUCUUCUAUGCCACGGCGGAUGCCGAUGACCCCAGGAGCAUCUCGACGCUUGGUCAAACAAGUGAGCCAGGCAGGAUCAGUCAGGUACCAGACGGACAGUACUGGUGCGGAAACUCGGAUGAGCCAGAACGCCCGUACCAACACACCUUUCUCCCGUUCUGGCUCAGGAGUCGUGCGUCCGGCUCAACUAGAAAUGGACGAAACAGACCAGACCAGUCGCUUCUCUUUCAACGCAACCAAGAAACGUCUCGAUCGCCUGUACCGGAAGCAACGUGGUGAUCUUUCUGCUUCAAGCAUCAUGACCUUCGACCAUGAACCUGACACGUUUUACCCAGCGAGUCCACCUCCCGAACAAGAUCCAGUGCCUCUCCGAGUCGUUGAGGAACCAUCUCGAAACCUGAACAAAUCGCGGUUUCGGAAGAAGACCAAACCUCAACGCAUUGAUGUCGAGGCACCGCAGUUUAGUCGUGCGAACGACCCUAUUCCUGUCGAGAUUGCCCCAAUCUCAGAGCCGGUUCAGUCUAUCGAGGCGAAUGGGGAGAAACUUCAAGGUCUGGGGCCGUAUGGUACACAGUACACCCAUCAUUUUGAGACCUUUCCUCUGGAUUCCCGGAUCUACUUCCACGAGUCAACUCUCGUUGGAAGUGGUGUGUUUGAAUCUGCAUCAAGUGCUUCUAGCUGUCAACAUCUGCUGGAAACCCGACCACGAGUAUCGUUUAACUUUGGUGAGCAAACCCUCAGAUGGGGCCCUUGGGACUCGCAAGUGUCCUCUGAGCUGGGUAUGCUUCUCGAUUCCAUCGCAGACCAGCUCGAACACGACUCGGUAGACAAAGAAGCCCAAGACCCCAAAUUUGUAAAGAGUGCUGCCGGCUUUAUCAUGAAAUUCAUGCUGAAUUCUUUGAGCCUCACAGACCAUACACAGGCAAAGUCUUUUGUCGGUAGGGCACUUGAGGUGUUCCAAGGAUUCAAUAGCCGCAUACAAGCGGUACUGGGACGUUACGAUAACACCACACAGCCCCAGUAUCUAUGUAUUGCAAGCGUCUAUGAUUAUUUGCUUCUUGCCGCACUCUUUGUUCUGAGACUUUGCCAAAGCGAACCCUCUUUGACGAGUGAACAAUUUCAAAUGGAGGAUCUGGUGAAGAGCUUGGCCAGAACUGCCAUUACUUCACUCUCCAAGGCUGGAAUGGACAACCUCAUAAAAACCUACAGUGACCUGAAGAACUCACGGUCACGAGAGCGAGGACUGAGAGAUGACGUGCCCGCCAUUCACUCCUGGCUUAUUAACAUGAAGACCCUGGGACAUGCCCACAUUCUUCGCGCCUCAUUCUGGGAUAUUCUGUACGCUGUCAUAGCCACCCCUGAGGUUUUAGAAAGCCUUGAUGCGACUGAGCAUGAGCGCUUGUGGAAAACCAUGUUUCUUCUUCUCCCACUUACUGAGUUCAACGACAAAGGGAUCGUUGUUGCAGGUAGGAGGCAUGGUGCAGUUGUUGAUGGCUGGGCAUUACCGCAGAAACUGCUCAAGAAGGUUUUCCAGGUUUACAAGAACAACCCACGACAGUCACCAAGCUUCAAUAACUACUGUCGGGCACUCGUUGGCCGCUGUCACUACCUUGUCCAGCAAUGGGGCUGGCGCAAAUGUGUAGCCGUGAUUGGUGUCAUCUUUGACUUCUUCGGCUCGCAGGACCUCGCUCAUCUGCGCAAUGAAGAGGUGUACGCUUCGCCCAAAUUUCUGGAUGAGCUCGCAGGAAGCCCCUCGCUGUCUGUUGAUAAGGCUGACAAGUGCUUCCACAUCUUCCUCAAGCUCGUUGCGUUGAGUAUCAAGAAGUUAGGUGCCAUUGGCUCGUUGAAAGACAUCCGAAACCUGAUAGCCCGGACAAUGCCGAACCACAAUCGGCAACUCCUAAAGGAGCAGACGAUCCAGGAGCGUGAUUUGGCUGCGUUACGAAACCACCAUGAUCUGCUCUGCACCCUUUUCUGGGCUUCGCCAGCAGAACUUCGCCCAGGCGCCCAUUUGAUCGAGCGACUGGUCGCCCCCGCGAGCUCCCACAAAGAGGCGUGCUUAAUCAAUGUCAGAGCCUGGAACCAAUUGGCCAAGUUUAUCAUCGCGUCUGGAGAAGCCACAACAGCGUUCAGACCGUUCACACAGUGGCGGAACAACUUUUUCCAAUCCAUGAUGCAACAAUUCGAUUCCGUACAGUCUGAUAUGCAACAACAAGUCUUAGCCAUGUCUAAAGACGUGAGUAGCACAAUCGACCCAGACUUGAUCAAUGCUGUGGUGGCCAUGAACAAAAAGGCUACAAUGGACGUGUUGUAUGUCUCAGUGACAGCAUCAUUAGAUGUUAUGAGGCAUGCCCCCAAUUUGGAGGCUGCCACAUUUGCCUUGAAUACACUGCAACUACAACAGGUUUUCCAGCGGUCAAGUGCAUAUCCCUUGGAACUUGACUGGUCUAUUCUUCGUUCUUCCUUAUCCACCUUGGAAGUUUUCUUCUCCCGUGUCGAUGAGUUCAAGGACGACGAGGACAGUCAACAGAGCGAGAGCCAAAUCUUGAACUCGGCUCAAGCGGAUGAUGCCAUCUUGGUAAUUGAUCACGAUCUCUCCAAAGUCUUCUUUUCAAUGGCGAGAUGCAUUCUCUCUUCACAGGGAGAAAUGGGCGAAUCUCCUUCCGAAGCCGUGCAGAGAUCUCAAUGCACUGAGCAGGUCAUUACCUUAACGGCUCGACUUGCAGUAAGGUUCAUUACUGGUGGACUGUUGCGACUUGCCGAUAUGUUUAAACCGGGGAAGUAUAGCCUGUUCAAGGAGGUUCCGGCCAAACUUAACCUCGAUCAACGACGGCAUCUUGUCUUAUUCUUGACCACACUCCUCAAGCACAAUUUUGAUGAUUUCAACGAGGCAGGCUUCUCUCUUUCAGAGGUCUGGGCUUUGUCAAUUGUCAAGCCAAGGCCAUAUUUAUCGUACGAAAACCAGUUUGCGGAGCAGUUGCUGCGAAAACAGAAAGAAUUCGUCCCAGACGCAGUCAUUGGGCUUGCUAUUAACCCGGACUACAACACAAACCGAGACCUCUUCGAAUUCACUAUAUCAUGGAUGCGCAAGUCCUUACGAGAUGCUGGACCAGCACUCAAAAAGGUCAUCAUGUCGGAACACUCGAAGACACUCAAGUUGGUGAUGCAGCAGAUCAUAGGAGAUUUGCGGACGAUGUCUCGCGAUGCCUCUGAACAUUCAAGCUAUGUGGCCUUUGUUCGGGAUAUCAUUGCGCUUAUUAGAGCUCACGGCUCUGAUAUUUGCACAGUCGACAAGUAUUUCUAUCAAAUCAGUAAGGAGUAUUCGCCAUCUAUCCAGGACCCGCAACUACAAGUGGCUGGUAUGAUGUCUUAUGGGCUUCGACUGAGCGAAGGGGACACCAAGGUCACCCACCAGGUCUUCUUCUUCCUUUCUAAUAACUUCAAGAUUGCACUCAAAGACAACAAGCUUCAGGAUGAAGUUGAGCUUUUGUGCCGGGGAAUGGAGAACCCUGGUAUUCUAUCUUUCAUCCUGAACAAGAUGCUACCGGCAAUUGUCAAGGCUGCGACAGUCGAAAGUUCGAUAUACCCCAUGGUUGAGGUGUAUGCAGGAGCACUGCGAGUUCUAUUGACCCGCGAUGUAGUUCCUCGCGAGUUGGCAGAAAGCGAACUACCGCACGUAGUUGUUCUUUUACGUGCCAUUGUCAGCUUCUUUGAUCAACUCAGUGAAAAAGAUGGGCACCUCCAGGCCGAGGAAGUUCAUCUGGUUACACAGUUGUUGUCAUUGUCAAACAGCCUAUGGUCACCUCUCUAUGGUCUGUCGCUUUCUGGAAUAUCUUGCGGUCCUUGGACAGAUACUGUGCAAAUUCUCAAGCAUGUAAGGAACGGGUUGUCGAGGGCCGAAACUUAUAUCUCUGACAUGGUCGACCUUGAAGACUAUUCUGUCAGAGCAGAAACCCUCCUAUCCGGCUUUCGCCAACAGGGCAUGACAUCCCCUCAGAUUAGUGAUGGUGUCAAAAGCUUCACAGAUAAUCUUAUCAACGAUGUACGGAAACUCUGGGUUCAUACUGGAACAAGGAUCACCAUUCAAGCGCCUGGCAGAGGCCCAGGGUUUACACAGACGCAGUCUAACCAGGGAACGCCUGUACCAGUAUGGAAUGCGGAAGUUUUGGUGACUGUCCUGCACGAGGAGCUGAGGACAUGGAAUCAUUGGUGGAAUAAGGUGUUUGAUAAGGAACCAACACAAAUAGAUGUGAUUGAACCCGUCUUAGACGGUGGAAUUGCCCAAAUGCAAGGAGCCACGAUGACCUCACUAUUUGGUCUUCCAGAUGAGGUCAUAUUAACUCCUCUGUUUGAAUCAUUUCCUUGUCGAGAGCACCAGAUCCGCUCCCUAGCAACGCUGCUCCACCCCAAUGCAGCUCCUUGUCGGAACCUUGUCAUCCACGGUGCAACGGCUACAGGCAAAUCCGCCAUCACCUCUCAACUUGUCUCCGAUCUCGUCACCAAUGUCAAUAGCGAUGAAUCCUCGGGGGGUCUACAAGCUGCAAUUGUCAACUCCGUGCAAUGCAUCACAGGGCGACAUCUCUUCGAACGCAUAGUUGGCCAGGUUGCCGAGGCACUGCAGUGGGAGGAGGUGCCUCGACGGUGCGAAACGUUGGCGCAAUUAACGGUUGAGAUGGUCAAGAUGAUUCAGUAUCCAAAGAGGGAUGCGAGAUGGCGAUUUAUAUUGGUGUUGGAUGCUAUUGAUCGACAGAGGGAUGCUCCGGCCACAUUGUUACCGGCUCUGGCGAGGCUAUCAGAAAUUAUCCCAUGCCUCACCUGCGUUUUCAUAGUUACAUCUCCGCCCGCUGGCUUCCUACGGUCACCUUCGUCAGCACAUCUCCUCUUCCCUCCCUACGAAAAGAAAGAAUUUGUUCGCAUCCUUUCGCUCACGCCGCCCAAGUCGCUUGCUACAUGCACGCAGCAAGAAACCAACGAUCUCUGGACCCGAUUCUGCGCCGCCGUUUACGACUCCCUCACAAAAUCAGCGUCUCGCACAUUGCCAUCAUUCAAGCACAGCUGCCGUGCGCUUUGGCCGCGAUUCACAGCGCCCAUUCUAGCAGGAACACAUCUACCAAAAGAGUUCUCGAAGCUGCUCAUCGCAGGAAGAGUGCAUUUCCAAGAUGAGUCUUUGCUCAACCCAAGCAUUGUCUCUGUUCGACCAAAUGACAAACCUGCCGAAACCGUCGCGACGAAACCUACAGUCUCAGCAACCGAUCUCACAAACCUUCUCCCUACGACAGCUCGCCUCCUGCUCCUAUCAGCUUAUCUCGCCUCCCACAAUGCAACCCGCCAUGAUCUCACACUCUUCUCGACAUAUCAUCAUGGUCGCAAGCGCCGUCGAGGAGGUAUUGUUGCUCGCGGAGCCACACGGACGAAGCAUCGCAAGAUCGCCCGCAAACUCCUUGGCGCACACGCCUUUGUCCUCGAGCGAAUGAUGGCUAUCUUCGCCGCCAUACGAAAUGAAUGGGCAGAUGGCACUGCUGUAGGCGCUGCUGGCCUCGAUGCGGAUGUAGCUAUGGCUGUAUCGACGCUUGCGAGCUUGAGACUUUUGACACGAGUAGGAGGUGCAGGAGAUGUCAUGGAUCGGGGAGGCAAGUGGAGGAUUAAUGUUGCAUGGGAGGUGAUACGAGGAAUAGGGAGAAGCAUAGGCGUCGAGGUUGAAGAAUGGUUGAUAGAUUAAUACCCAAAGCAUAGUAGACCGGCAGGACAUCUCAAUUAAAGCAUAUAUCAAGCA